GGGAAAUGUAUCGUUCAUUUGGACGAACAAUCCAUUUUUAUUUGAGAAAAUUAUCCUAGAUAUGACUAAAACUCAUCCACUUUCUCAAUCUAUGACCUCAUUAGAUUUUCCCAAAAAUAAUAUUUAAAUUCAUAAUAUUUAAUUAAUUAAUAAAUAGAUUUUUUUAUUGACUAAUUUAAGUAAAAUGAAGAUGGCCCGCCCAUAUAAGGUUUGGCCUAUAUCAUGUUCGGGUUCGGCCCAAUAUUACUAUGUACUGUACACACUCCGUACAUCCCCGUCGCCGCCGUCUGGCAAUCACCUCACAUCUCUUUCCGCCUCCCCAGUUCUUCCUCUCCGUUUCCACCCUCACCAUUCACGCUAUAAACACCUAAACACCACCCAAUAUCUAUUCUCCAUCGUCUCCGCUCAGGUCAGACGAAGCCUCCGGUGCGCCAUUCGUGCAAUACCCUGAGCCAUCAAUGGCAGUAGCAGGUAUGUUUACUGUGCCACAGACCAUCGGCAGUGUGUUAUGUUGCAAGUGUGGCAUCUCAAUGCAACCAAAUGUGGCAAAUAUGUGUGCCAACUGCCUCUGCUCUGAAGUUGACAUAACAGAAGGCCUUCAGAAGCACGUUAUCAUCCGCUAUUGCCCUCAAUGCGAGUGCUACUUGCAACCGCCAAGGUCUUGGAUCAAAGCACCACUCGAGUCGAAAGAGCUGCUCACCUUCUGCGUGAAGAGGCUGACUAAUCUGAACGCAGUCCAUUUAGUGCAUGCUGAAUUUAUCUGGACUGAACCUCACUCCAAGAGGAUUAAAAUCAAGUUGAGGGUCCAAAAAGAGGUUCUUCAUGGAGCAAUACUCGAACAAGCUUACACAAUAGAGUUUGUUGUGCAAUAUCUGCAUUGUGACUCCUGUGCUAAGGUUCAUGCCAAUCAAGAUCAGUGGGUUGCUGUAGUGCAGCUGCGGCAGAAUGUUUCUCACAGUCGCACAUUCUUCUACCUGGAGCAGCUUAUCCUCAAACACAAUGCCGCGAGCGAUGCCAUUAGAAUUAAGCAGAUGGAUCAGGGUGUUGAUUUCUUCUUCGGUAAUAAAAGUCACGCUCAGAAAUUUGCUGAGUUCAUCGGUAAAGUAGCUCCAGUAAUUAGACGUGAUGAGGGUAACCACAAACUCGUGUCCCACGACACAAAGAGCAAUGUCUCCAAUUUGAAGUAUGCCAUCUCUGUCGAAAUCAACCCUGUUUGUCGUGAAGAUCUCAUCUGCCUCCCGCCUAGAGUUGCUGCUAGUUUGGGAUAUCUCGGGCCGCUAGUGAUAUGCCAUAAGGUAAGCAGUAACAUAUCUCUGUUAGAUCCACUCACCCUUAGGCAAUGUUGCCUAGAUGCUGAGAAGCAUCAGAGAUUAUCGUUGCAACCCUUAUUGUCUAGCAGGCUGCUUAUAGAAUAUAUAGUUUUAGAUCUUGAGCCGAUUUCUUCUGAAGUGAUCUCAACAUACACUCUGGCUGAUGCUCAUGUUGCUCGUGUGUCGGAUUUUGGGAAGAACGAUAGGUAUUUCACUGUGAGAACACAUUUGGGGAAUCUCUUAAGCCCCGAGGACUAUGCUCUUGGGUAUGACCUUUAUGGUUCCAAUAGUAAUGAUAUGGAACUCGACAAAUACAAAAGUAGAAUGAAUAUCCCGGAUGUGAUACUGAUCAAGAAGAGCUAUGAAGAGAAGAGGCAGAUGAGGCAGAGGAAGUCUCGUCCGUGGAAGUUCAAGUCUCUCAAAAUGGAGGUUGAUGAAGGUGCAAAGGAGAAGAUUAACGUAGAGUAUCAACAGUUUUUGAGAGAUAUUGAGGAAAAUCCUGAUUUGAGAUUCAAUCUUUCACUGUACCGGAAUAAGGAGCACCGGCCAUCUCCAUCGGAAAUGGCUGAUGCCGAGGGAGUUCCUUCUGUUCCAUUGGAGGAGUUGCUUGCGGAUCUCGACCUAGAUGAUGAGGAAUCUUAUGAUCAUAUGGUAGAAUAAUCUUGGUUAAGUUUAUAAUCUUACGGGCAGAAUUGGUGCACUAAUUUUGAAGAUAAAUCUAGUGUGUUCAUGCAGAUAAUAUAUUGGAGCCAUGCUUCUUUCGCACAACAGGUUGUUGCACACUUUCACAUGAGCAAAUUUCUGCACAAUUUACAUUCGAAACCCACACUUACUAGUUACUAUCACACAUUAAUAUACUCCCUUAAUGGAACGUAAAUUAAAUUACCGCCCCUUCUGUAAUUUUUCUUCUUGCCCAUUAGAAUUUCAAUUUUUUUAAACUGCACAACACACCGAGUUAAUUUGCACAAUUACAUCAUGAGCCACACUAUUAUUUUGUGCGCAAAACGUACACCCCACUCUUUCAUGCACACAUACAAAAAUUUUAGUGUACAAUUUAUCCAACCACCCACAAUCCUUGAUGUUCCUCUAUUUACCCUACAAUCUUCAACGCUUUUCAUUUAUCUCAAGG
Messenger RNA from Cuscuta epithymum, 2439 nucleotides. The record is from the annotation of a GenBank genome assembly. Lineage: Eukaryota; Viridiplantae; Streptophyta; Magnoliopsida; Solanales; Convolvulaceae.